Entelurus aequoreus (snake pipefish) is the source of this 2147-nucleotide messenger RNA. It is a transcript of the gene irx2a, whose product is annotated as iroquois homeobox 2a. Lineage: Eukaryota; Metazoa; Chordata; Actinopteri; Syngnathiformes; Syngnathidae. The transcript has 3 exons. Gene Ontology annotation, molecular function: DNA-binding transcription factor activity, RNA polymerase II-specific; RNA polymerase II cis-regulatory region sequence-specific DNA binding. Gene Ontology annotation, biological process: regulation of transcription by RNA polymerase II; neuron differentiation; cell development. The record is from RefSeq and is a predicted model, not a curated record. Gene Ontology annotation, cellular component: nucleus. Bases 200 to 1702 code for a protein of 500 amino acids.
CAAUCCUUACGGUGUUUUGCCAGUAAGGGGGUUUCGGAGGGAGGACUUUUUUUUUAAAUUCCACUCUUUGAUGUGACUGUUUGCAUCAGCGAUUAUUGAGUCGGUUGUUUUGGCUGCUGUUACCCCCCUUUCCCUUGUGCGCAUUCCCCCCUCCUUCCUUUGCUUGGACCGGCCAUCUCUUCCACCGCGCGUCCCCCCAAUGUCCUAUCCUCAGGGUUACCUCUAUCAGCCGCCGGGCUCGCUGGCUCUGUAUUCGUGUCCGGCUUACGGGGCCUCGGCUCUGGCCGCCCCGCGGAAUGAAGACCUGGCGAGGUCGUCCUCCGGCUCCGCCUUCAGUCCGUAUCCUGGAUCGGCUGCUUUCUCCGCCUCGGCCGGGGCGAGCUUCUCCAGCCCGCUGUCGUACUCCACGGACCCGGCCACAGGAUUCCCAUCGUACAUGAGCUCCCCAUAUGACGCGCACACGGCGGGCAUGGCCGGGGCCUUGAGUUAUCACCCAUACGGGAGUCCCGGGUAUCCGUACCAGCUCAACGACCCCGCUUACCGCAAGAACGCCACCAGGGACGCCACGGCCACCCUGAAGGCCUGGCUGCAGGAGCACAGGAAGAACCCUUACCCGACCAAAGGGGAGAAGAUCAUGCUGGCCAUCAUCACCAAGAUGACCCUGACUCAGGUCUCCACCUGGUUCGCCAACGCCAGGCGGAGGCUGAAGAAGGAGAACAAGAUGACGUGGGCGCCCAGGAAUAAGAGCGAGGACGAGGAUGAGGAGGACGGGGAUGGGGAGAGGAAGGACGUGGAGCGGUCGGAGAAGAACCUGGACCACAGCGAGGCUUCGGCGGAGGAUGAAGGUAUCAGUUUGCAUGUGGACACUCUCACGGACCACUCGUGCUCUGCGGAGUCGGACGUGGAAAAGGCGCUCCACUGUCGCGGUUCGGACAAAUGUGACGAGGACGUGCAGGAGGAGGACGUGCAAGAGCACCGCGCCCCCGGCUUCCGGCUCUCCCCCAAGCCCGUCACUUCGUCGCCUCUGAUGGGGGUCGAGGCGCCGGUGUUCGCGCAGCACCACCCCCACCACCACCACCACCACCACCUCCAUCACCUGCAGCAGCUCCAACGCGAGGAUUUAGCCCGUAGCCUCGGCAUGAGCGGCGCCAUUAUUAAUAACACCAACAAGUCUUGCCUUGAUAGCAGAGCGUCCACAGGGGGGUCUCAGAACCCCAAACCCAAACUGUGGUCCCUGGCGGAGAUUGCUACCUCAGACCCAAAGCAGCCACCGGGCCAGCCCAGCGUGGGGCUCCUCACCCCCCCGACGUCCUCCGCAGCUUCCCCGUCUGCCACUUCGCCCUCCCUCUACCCGACCCCCUCCCUCAUCGGACGGCCUAUUUACUACACGUCGCCCUUUUAUAGCAAUUACACAAACUAUAGCAACUUCAGCCCCCUGCAGGGCCAAAGCAUACUGCGCUAUUCCAACUCCUCCGGGGUGAGUCUGGCUGCAGCGGCCGCCGCCGCCGCCGCCGCAGCGGCCGCUUCCGCCGCCGCAGCCAGCGAGGGUCUCGCCCCUCACCAUGCAACGGAGUCCGGCGCGCUGCAGCCCAAACACCGGCCCGACUCCCCUUUGGUUAAAACGAUCGCGAACCAGACUGGCGCUGCUGGUGAACAUCAACAUUUUAGACCUGUACAUUUGGAAGCAAAAAAAGGCACGUAGAAGAAAGUUCAUUUUGGGGGCUUCUGUAGAAAUGUGCAAGCGUGCAUCUUUUUCCCCCACUGGCAACAGGUGAGGAACUGAAUUGUGCAUCACUCACUUUAGGUUAAUUGUAAUUAUGCAGGGUCAGCCAACACAUGCAUUUACACCUGCUGUAUCAGUGGAUUGACAUUAUUUGGGGAUUUUAAUUGUCAUUUUUUUAUUUCCAUCAUCUGCAGGUAGGUGUCACACUUGCUUAGAAUAUAAAAGCAACAUUUUUUUGUGUUUUAACCCCAUCACCUGGCCACCUCAAGGGGAUCCAGUGCCACCAGCUGGGAUGAAAGCUGCUCCCCCCCUGCCCCUACUCAGUAGGCACAUUAUUAAAAUAUUAUUAUUGCUAUAUGACACUUUUUCAAGUAUGCAUAAUAUGGUUUCUUCUCCCCAUGUAUGUGAUUUGCACGUUAUUUCU